GGAAGAGUCGCCACCGUCCAGCGUCGCCGGCUUCGGGACUGAUUGAUCAUGACGUCUAUAAAGGAGCAGGCAGCAAUUAGCCGGCUCUUGAGUUUUUUACAGGACUGGGACAAUGCUGGCAGAGUCGCAAGGAGUCACAUCCUCCACAAUUUCAUUGACAGCAACCAAGGCAAGACAGCCCCUGAGCUGGAACAAGAGUUUUCCCAGGGAGCCAGUUUGUUCCUGGCCCGCUUGACCACCUGGCUUAGACUCACCUAUAUGACUGGCUCGUGUUUAGAGAAGCUGCUCAGGUCCAUUGGUGUCUUCUUAUCAGCUGUAAGCAGCAAUCGAUACCUUAUAGAAUUCCUUGAGGUCGGAGGGGUCCUGACACUCUUGGAAAUACUUGCACUGGAGAAGAUCAAGGAGGAGGACAAGAAGGAGUCCGUCAAGCUGCUUCAGGUUAUUGCAAACUCUGGCAGGAAGUACAAGGAGCUCAUUUGUGAAAGCUACGGUGUACGCUCCAUAGCAGAAUUUUUGGCAAAAUCUAAGUCAGAAGAGACCCAGGAAGAAGUGCAGGUGCUGCUGGACUCUCUGGUGCAUGGUAACCCCAAGUACCAGAACCAGGUGUACAAAGGGCUAAUAGCUCUGCUGCCCUGCACAUCCCCGAAAGCUCAGCAGCUGUCCCUGCAGACUCUCAGGACUGCCCAGUCCAUCGUCGGGACCACACACCCCAGCAUCGUGGACGGCGUGCUGAAGGUACUGCGCACGAUGCACCUGGAGGUCCAGUACGAAGCCAUCGAACUGAUCAAGGACCUGGUCAACUACGACGUGUGCCCGGCGCUGCUCAAGGGCCUCGUGGCGUUGCUAAUACCUUCCUUCAAGGAGACCAGCAAACUGCAGCCCAAGAUCGUCGACGAGUCAUCGGUGCUCCAGCUCACCGGCCACCUGCCCUUGUUCUUGCAGCAGGCGGCGGCCGCCAAGGCCAUCGGGAUCCUGGCGCGCCGCAACACCAGCCUGGCCGAGGAGAUGCUGCACCUGCGCGUGGUGCACAGCCUGCUGGCCGCUAUGGGCAACACGGACCACAGCAACAGCCAGCGGCAGGCCAGCCUCACGCUGGAGUACUUCGUGCAGCUGUUCCCGGUGGUGGAGGAGCACGUGCGCAGGUCCAUGGGGGAGGAACUCUACAGGCUCUUCCUCAGCGACGCGGAGGACUUGUACAGGAAAAUGGACAGCAUUCAGGCGGACAUCCUGGCCGCCAACAAAGUCAACGUCACCAAAGCGCUGUACCUCAGCGGCCUCUCCCCCAGCAACGUGAGCUUCUACUCUGGCCAGCGUAAUCAGGAUGCGGCGGUCUCCGUCCCACACUUGCAGAAGGAGGACGUGGAAGGGAAGGAGUAAGAGAGGCCCCGAGGCC
This is a messenger RNA of Phacochoerus africanus (Common warthog), 1393 nucleotides long. RefSeq names its product armadillo like helical domain containing 1 (gene ARMH1). The transcript has 12 exons. The record is from RefSeq and is a predicted model, not a curated record. Bases 49 to 1377 code for a protein of 442 amino acids. NCBI's taxonomy places the organism in Eukaryota, Metazoa, Chordata, Mammalia, Artiodactyla, Suidae.